UCCUCCGCGACGGUCGGAAGUGGUGAGGCGGCUCCGGGGGCCGUUGUUCAGCUUGGGGGCUGACUGAGGAGGGAGGCUUCAGUGUCCCUGGCAGGCGGUUCGUGUUGGCGUCUUUCGUCUCGUCCCAGGAACAGCUAAAGAUGGCUGAAUUUCUAGAUGACCAGGAUACUCGACUGUGUGACAAUUGCAAAAAAGAAAUUCCUGUGUUUAACUUUACCAUCCAUGAGAUCCACUGUCAAAGGAACAUUGGUAUGUGUGCUAUCUGCAAGGAACCAUUUCCCAAAUCUGACAUGGAGACUCACAUGGCUACAGAACACUGUCAGGUGACCUGCAAGUGUAACAAGAAGUUGGAGAAGAGGCAGUUAAAGAAGCAUGAGGAGACUGAGUGUCCUCUACGGCUUGCCCUUUGUCAGCACUGUGAUUUGGAACUUUCUGUUCUCAAACUGAAGGACCAUGAAGAUUACUGUGGUGCCCGGACGGAGUUAUGUGGCAGUUGUGGGCGCAAUGUUCUGGUGAAAGAUCUGAAGACUCACCCUGAAGUUUGUGGGAGAAAUGAGGAGGAAAAGAGAGAUGAGGUUGCCAUGCUACCUAAUGCGUAUGAUGACUCCUGGGGUCAAGAUGGGAUCUGGAUUGCAUCCCAGCUCAGACAAAUUGAAGCUCUGGACCCACCCAUGAGGCUCCCUCGAAGGCCCCUGAGGGCCUUUGAAUCAGACCUUUUCCAAAGUAGGACCACCAGUCAAAGGAGCGUGACAGCCCAGUUUCCAAUUCAGAAUAAUCUAUUGGAAGAACAAGAAAGUCAGGAAAGGAAUAGAAGACGACAGACGCCCAAAGAGGGUGGUGAAGACAGUGCAAACUUGGAUUUCAUGUUGGCUCUAAGUCUGCAAAAUGAAGGACAGCCCCCCAGCAUGACAGAGCAGGACCUUUGGAGGGUCGUAUGUGAGGCAGACCAGUCCCAUGAAGGUCCUAGUGCUCUGAAUGACAUAAGGGGUGCAGCUGACGGGACCAUGUUGCCUUGUGAAUUUUGUGAGGAGCUCUACCCAGAGGAGCUGCUGAUUGACCAUCAGACAAGCUGUAACCCUUCAUGUGCCUUACCUCCACUCGGUGUGGGUAGCACCUCGCCCAAAGGGAUGGAGGACCCUGAUGUCAUCUUCCAGGAGAUAAUGCAGCAGGCUGCAAGAAACCAGUUAGACUCUUUGGGCCUGAGGAGUUCACCUCCUGUGGAGGACAGCAUCAUCAUCCCAUGUGAAUUCUGUGGGGUCCAGCUGGAAGAAGAGGUGCUAUUCCAUCACCAGGACCAGUGUGACCAACGCCCAGCCACAGCAAAUAACCACGUGUCGGAGGGGAUUCCUAGACAGGAUUUCCAGCCUCGAGGAACCUCACCAGAGCUGCCCAAGAGGCGUGUCAGACACCAGGGAGACCUGUCUUCUGAUUACAUGGAUGAUAUCAAGCAGGAAAUGGCUAAAGGGCCCACCUACCCCCUACCCCUCAGCAGACCCAUUAACAACAUGACAGCUACUUCUAACCGCCUGUCAGGAUCCACAUCAGGCCCCAGACCUGGGUGCCAGCCCAGCCCCCCUCGCACACUGAAGCUCAACAACUUAGACAACCAGGGCAUCCGGGGGCGCAAUCGAAAUAGCCAUAAUGGGGCCCUGGCCUCUGAGCACAUUCCAGCAGUUCACCCUGCUCGAAGUCUCUACCCUGAGAACCUUGUGUCUGCUUUCCCCCGGGGGCCUUCAGGGAGAUAUGGGGCAAGUGGUAGAAGUGAAGGUGGUAGGAACUCCCGGGUCACCCCCACAACCACAAGUUACUGCAGUAGAACUGUGAAGGCCAAACCCCCCAAGCAGCAGGGUGCUGGGGAUGCAGAGGAGGAAGAGGAGGAGGAGUAACGGUGUCUGCAGAGAGCUUGCACAUUGCUUUCAUCGUCUCUGCACAACUUGCUGUGGUGCAGCCCCGCCCUUUGGGCUCUCUGGGCAGGGGCGUUCUUAGAGAUUUCAACUUUUUCUAAGUUAUGGCCGUUUUGUGUCUUUUGAGAUUGUGCUGUGGAAGUUUGGGGAUUUAAGGGAGGGUUAGCAGGGAGGCUGCUGAGAAUGUUUCACCUUUAGCUGCUUCCUUUUGGCAGCACAGAAAUGUAAGUUAUGGCCUCUCAGCCCACCAGGGCUCCAUCUUUUGACAUACUGUCACCACUGCUUCUUGGUGCUAUGUGGUCCUGGUGGAAAGAGGGAGGGUUCUGGAGACCUGGUACUCACCACUGAGGUGAUGCUCUUCCCUGUGGGAGCCUAAAUUUGGGAACUUAGGGGCAACCUCUCCUGUGUAUUGCCUGUUCCCACUCUAGAAUUUGGGCCUCAGGUGUGUGAGGAAGAGCUUUGGUAAAGUGUUCAGGCCAGUUGCAAUAUGUAUUAGGAACAAGGCUUUUAGAGAUGGAUUGAGUUACAGGUGAGUGGACGAGGGGCUUUGUUUUAAUCUGCUUCUAUGGCAUUUGGGAUCACUGCCUUCUGUUUCUAAUGGGGAGCACGGCUCCUUUGUCUUCACUGCCUUCUGGAGAAGGUGGGGAGCUCUCUGUCCUCGCCAGGGCCAUGCUGGGCUCUACUGUAAUUAGGACUGAGGCCUAAGCUCAUGGCUUGCUCUGAAAACCAAGUAUCAGAGUCUGUUUCCCCUGUUUUUAUUUUACUAUUAUUAUUAUUAAUAUCCUUGUAAUAGAAAUAAAGUUUGUACUUGGAGUUCA
Phacochoerus africanus (Common warthog) is the source of this 2722-nucleotide messenger RNA. It is a transcript of the gene TRAFD1, whose product is annotated as TRAF-type zinc finger domain containing 1. NCBI's taxonomy places the organism in Eukaryota, Metazoa, Chordata, Mammalia, Artiodactyla, Suidae. The record is from RefSeq and is a predicted model, not a curated record. The coding region runs from base 141 to 1886 and encodes 581 amino acids. The transcript has 12 exons.